GUCCUCCCUGGUUCGGUGGCUCCUCCUCGGCGCGGCUGCUCCCACAUGGACCUUCCUCCUCCUCCUCCUCUUCCUCCUCCGUCCGUCUGUUGCAUUGUCUCACUGGGGACGAGGCGCACGGUUCCCGGCACCAUGGUAACCCAGGACCGGGAAGAGUAUUAGAGACAUAAAUAAAAGAGAGACGCCAAAGGAGCAGCAGCAGCAGUAGCAGCAGCAGUAGCAGCAGCAGCAGCUCGUUGCUGAUCCAGAACCUUGAUCUGAGGAGCCGCUGCUGCAGGGGCUGCUGUGCACAUGGCGCGCUAGAAAAGCUUCACGAGCAUUCGCGUCUGAUUUGAAAUGGAUGUGUUAUUAAGCGCGACCUGGCGCCGGAUCAUUCCCGCCUAAAGGUCCCGGUUCUGACAGCAGGAUGGCCGGCCGCCGCGGCUGCGUGAACUCGCUGUGGUCCGGAGCCGAGCGCGUUCGGAUAGGAGAACGUCUGAAGGCGACGCUGGCCGGAGUCCUGGAGCUGGAGCUGCUCAGGUGCAAGCAGCUGGAGAUGGUGGACGGAGCCCUGGAGCGCCGGGAGACACCUGCCGCAGAGGGGGGCAGCACCGAGGAGGAGGGCGGCCAGAGCGCUGCGACAUCCCGCGGGCAACAGGUUGUGUGUACGUCAGAAACGACUGUAUCCCCCUGCCAGAGCAGCCCUGAGGACAACUGCAGCAGCGGUGGUGAUGGGACCUUAUCAGGGCGGGCGGGCGACUUGCGAUGGUCCACUCUAUCAUGGGACGCCCCCUCUGAACUGCUGUCUCCACCAACACCUGACGCCAGUGGGACCCACUUGGAUAGUGACUCUAGACCUAGCUCAGGGUUCUACUCCGUGAGUGGCAGUUCUUUGUCAGACUCCUGCUAUUCAGUGUCCAGUGAAGCCGCGCAUGGAUGUUCGGCAACCCAACCGAGGCCUCAGAAGGAGCAAGCGCUGGUGUCAGACAACAGCGACAUCGUGUGGUUAGAAGGCGCAGUGCAAGAGCAGCAGCCAAUCGUGGACGUUGAGACAGUAGAGGGGGCAACAGUUCCAGUCUCAGAUGACGUCAAGGUGACGGGUCUGAACUUCCUCUCUGACAUGUGUUCAGACUUCAGUCAGGCCUGGAUCUCCUCCCUACAACCAAUCCUCGACCCCACCGCUCCGGCAUCUACUCCUUCCAAAGAAAAGACCCCCCUUUUGGACCCCCGGUACUGCACAGACUUGGUAUCCCGUCGGACUAAAGAGGUGUACUCCUACCCAAGCCCACUGCACGCGGUUGCUCUCCAGAGCCCUCUUUUCACCUCUCAAAGUCCGGACCAAUCAGCUUCUCAAAGUCCCGAAGAGGCAUCAACCAACGAUGGUCGUGAUUCCCAUUCCGAUCAAAGACAGCUACCUGAGCCCCCGCGGUCCAAGGCAGUCAUCUCUUGCACACAGCUAGAGAAGUACAUCCACCGACUUGCUCACCAGUACAACAGUCGAGUGCACUCGUCCGCCUCUGAUCUCACUUUACACAGUGCAAUCACGCCAAGGGGCCUUUGCACGCCUGGGAAAAGUCACGGCUCUACUCAAUCCCUCUCGACUGUCCCAGGGGGCAGUAUUACGCCAUGCAAAUCCCUGCUGGGUAACUCCGCUCGAGUGAGCCUCAGCACUACUGGCAAAAAGGCCACCAGAAACUCAAUCAAUCUGGGAAACCUUCCAUCUGCUACUGGAGAAGAUCUGAACAUUAACCUCCAUCUCAACCUGAAUCUGAAUCUUGCUCCUGGCUUAAAGUCCAGCCGGGAAUUGACGGACAAUCAAAAUAACUGUGGAACAUUAGGAGGUGAUCUUGCAGGUGCUGCUACAACGUCUGUGCCCUCCUCUGCUCCGGCACUUAGAGCUCGACCGCGCAUCUCCACCUGUCCCUCCAGCUUGAGUCACCGCAGCUCGCUUGAAGUCUCAUCCAGUCAUGGGGCCAGUCCAGGAUUUGGGUCGACUGCCUUCUCUCGAUCUUUGGACUGGAGCACUGGGGGACCGUCGGACCCUGGACUAUCUGUGUUUGGUGCGAGUUGCGGAUCAGCACCAGGAUCACAGCGUAGCAGCUUGAUACAGGAGUCCAGUUUGAGUUCCAGACUAAGUGAAGACUGCCACGUGGUGGGUGAGAUCUCCCGUCUCUCUGGCCUGUCCAGAUCUGUGGUUGUUGGACUGAUGGAGCAAGGAGUCGAGCUGGAUGUUGAGUGCUUUCAAGCACAUGGUGAAACAAAGCUUCAAAGAAAAAGUCACCUGACAGCUCAGACAGAGGCAUCUAACUGCAGCAGACAGGCCGAUCUGAGCCCUCAGAGACCCAUACAGCUGUCGCUCAGUGUCACCCACAGUCCACAGUCUCAGGCCAGCACCACUCCUCCACGCUCACUCUCCAGUAGCCCCAUGCAUCCAUACCAGUCCAUUCAAGUUCCAUCACAAUACUAUCCCUCACACUGCCAGUACCAGCAGGUGUCUUCCACUUCUGAUCCGCCAUCAUCCACAGCAUCCUCCCCUGCCUCCCGACCCACCCAAAGGGGACGCUCCCCUCCACGUCCACUCCAACAGUCCCCAAUGACUGCCACCCCUCUGACAGUAUUCCGAAGAGACGCACCAUUCCAGUGUUCAUUGCCGCGUACGAUCACAAGGAACUCAACUUUGGAGCAUGGAGCCAUUCAGCCAAGAGGUGGAUCGCUUCGCCAAAGCAUGGGAGGAAGCGGGGGUGGUAGCGGGUGGAGUAGAGCUGAAGGGGAGGGUCUUUAUAAAGGUAAACAUGCCUCUCACAAGUUGAUCAGAGCUGCAACAGUCAGCAGCUAUGGGAAGAGUGAGGACUACAGCGAGGGAUGGGCUAUAGAGCGAAGAGAACAAAUGGUGACGCCCAAAAAGAGCACCAACAAGUUCUCUAGAGGCUUUGACAGGAAUGCUUUGGGCAACGAGUCUGGAAUUGAUAGGCAAGAUAUGGACAGAUUUGACUACGGCUAUGGCUGGAGAAGAAACAGCGUUGGAAGCUGGGACAAGGAUCACCGGCGACUGAGGGCAGCAUCCAGCGGUCAGGACAGGAAACCAAAGGCAGAAAACUCCCCCACCAUAUUUAAGAAGAAGGUGAAGGAUGAGGGCGAGAGACGCAGCUCCAGCCUGAGGCCAUCCAGGAGAGCCCUCUUCAGGAGCGAGUCUCAGGGCUUGCUUGUGCCGCAGAACUACAUGGAAGAACCCAAAAAACGGCCACACUGGGUCUCAUCUUUCGAUGUGGGCCGUGGAGACAUUGGUACCGGUAAAAAUGAAAGAGGCAGACUGCUGAGGGCGAAAGAAGAAGAGAAGCGCCUGUCCUCCACAGCCAGUCUUUUCAACCUCUCCCGAUCUCAGAGCUUGGAAGGAAGCAGUCACUCCCUCUCUCCUCUCUCUUCCCCUUCAUUUUCGCCAUCCCCUCCACACAGGCUGCCCCUCCAACGUUCCCGAUCCCUGAGAGAUUUAGGAAGAAAGGUCUUCGGCUCCAUGAGGUCUCUGAGCCUCAAACGCAAACCGUCCAAGAAGUGACUCUAAAUGAACUUAAUGUACAUGUGAUUUUAUUCACUGCAGCUGUGCAGAGUGGCAUUAUUUUGCAAUGUGUUAUAAAUUCCCUCACCAUUUGAUAUUUAUAAGACAAUGUCUGCAAUACCUGGAGAAACUGACGCGGCAAUAAGAGAGAAGACUGCCCGUCUGGGGUCAAAACAAUUGUUGUGGAAGUCGAAGUGCACUUGUUUGGUGGCUAAUAACGACAGAGGCAAACCAAAUACGACAUUAGCAGGCUGCAAAAGUGAUUAGAAGCAUGACCUUGGAAGUAAAAAGUGAAAUACAGAUUCACUUAAGUUGUUCAAAUUUAAUACAAGCAAAAUGAUUACUAACUUUGCACUUUAGUAAAAGCUUCACUUCCAUAGACACAGGCACUCCAACUGAACGAGGCAGAGCUUGUAGUCACCUGUGUCCAGCAAUCUGAGUGAGACACAUCUGUCUUACUCUGAUUGCUGCAGCAAGACAGGUGGGCAGCAGAUCACAGUCCUUUUUUAUUUUGAACACAACUCCUCAUAAGCCUGCUUCAACAGUAGAGCAAAACUGAGUCUCAUGUCUUUCUAUCAUGAUGAAGUUGAAGGAUAGUUCACAACCAUAACAUUGUCCAAUUCCAAAUGUGUGGGCUACCAACGUUUAGUGAUAUUGGGCAGGACUGUGGACACCACCUCUGCAAACCACAAUGCUAUCAAACCAGUGCACUCUGACAUGGAAAUGUCUCGAGAACCCUAGCCAACCAAAAAAAGACAUUACAUGGAUGAUGAAGGUGUUGAAAAUUUUCAAGCUGUAUAGCUAUUAUCAGUAGAAUGUAACGUGCUUCAGAUGACCAACAAUGAAUGUUGAAAACACAGCUAUUUAAUUCUGGUGAUACUUGCGUUUUUGAAGCUUCCAGUAGUGCGCAUCAUGUCCUCACCACCUUCACUGAUAAAGCUGUUUCGUGGACACUACUGGCUGUUAGCAGCUCGUACAUGAUGUGAAUACUCUUCUAAUGCAUGCUGCUCUGUGACUCUGUGACAGUAACGUGAGCCUUCUGUUUUUGGGCAAUAAUGCCACUGAAGUACAAUCAUAUUGGCCAGACAAUGACCAAAACUAAGCAAAUACUCUUUAACUUGAUAUUGAGCUCAGGAUUUUAAUGGUAAUGAUUUAUUAUAAAUGAGUUGAGACACCUGUAGCUUCUCAUGGCAGAUGAUGAAUAAAACUCAUCUA
Messenger RNA from Synchiropus splendidus (mandarinfish), 4747 nucleotides. RefSeq lists its product as uncharacterized. Gene Ontology annotation, cellular component: cytoplasm. NCBI's taxonomy places the organism in Eukaryota, Metazoa, Chordata, Actinopteri, Syngnathiformes, Callionymidae. Gene Ontology annotation, biological process: negative regulation of nodal signaling pathway. The record is from RefSeq and is a predicted model, not a curated record. Bases 407 to 3532 code for a protein of 1041 amino acids. The transcript is spliced from 4 exons.